AUGACUCUUCCUGAAUCGCCGCCUUGCUCAAGCCGAUCAGGUCCACCCGUUUCAGGAGUUUCAUCGAUCCUAGAGGCGCCUGUCGCACUGCCCAAAGAUUCAGGUUCGUUCCCCAAAGAUCUUGUACUCGUCGUCAUCGAAAAGAUAUACGUACGACGGGACAGCUUCGAUCACCUGGACUUUUGGAGCGAAUCAGAAGAAAGCCUGCGAAUGCAGCUGGAUCAGGAGAUAGACCUAUGUUUCCGGCAUCGGCGAGGCUCGCGGCAGCCUCACGACUACCUUCUACAACUCACAUAUGCUGGUACCAAAAAGGAAGAGCUGCGUCCCUCAAUUGUCAUCACAACAUCCAGUCCAAAGACGAGGAAGCUGAUCAAAAAACGUCUCGCAUCCGAACAAGUGCAGUGCAUCUUGCAAAGGCUGAGGCGCGAUCUUUGGGUACUGGUCGACUCUAGCAAACGCGCCGGGGGGGCUGACACACAAGCCUGGCCCAGCGAUGAUUUGCGUAUCUGGCUCCGUUACCAUGUACCUGGACCCUCAUUUUGCGGCUCAAAGAUUGAGCUCGUGCAGAGAGGGGCGCAAGUGUCAGCGUGUGUCUUUGGAGGCACAAUUCUCAUAGGGGACAGAUUAUUCGGGCUUACCGCGUCGCAUCCAUUUCCGCAAAUUAACCCUGAUUUGGCCAAUGAGUCCAAGCAGGGUGGAAGCUUAGAUGAGGAUGAAGACGAGGCCGAGGACGACACCGCAAGUGAAGACGAAGGUCCAUUUUAUAUCCCAUGGAACACGAAUGGCAACGACGGAUACGAAGACUCUGUAGACCCUGAGAUGGCGAGAGAAGUUGUCCUCGACGCUUCAGAUGAAGAUAUGUGGAUCUCUGGCAACUCGCCUCCCAAGAGCUCCAAGAACCGAGGUCGCUCUUUCCAGGCUUCGUCCCAGUCACGCAAGUUUCCCGUUGGGUCAUGCCUCUUAUGCGAUAGCAAUGACAUUCGUUCCGACGUAUGA
Molecule: messenger RNA, 996 nt
Organism: Cladophialophora psammophila CBS 110553
Lineage: Eukaryota; Fungi; Ascomycota; Eurotiomycetes; Chaetothyriales; Herpotrichiellaceae
Exons: 1
Coding region: 1-996 (331 amino acids)
Source: RefSeq, a predicted model, not a curated record